Molecule: messenger RNA, 684 nt
Organism: Menidia menidia (Atlantic silverside)
Lineage: Eukaryota; Metazoa; Chordata; Actinopteri; Atheriniformes; Atherinopsidae
Source: the annotation of a GenBank genome assembly
AUGCCGGUCAAGACGGGCAUCAGACAGACGUUUGGAAGCACAGGAACCGAAAAGCAGUAUCUAAACACCGUCAUUCCUUAUGAGAAGAGAGCCACCCCUCCGUCUGUGGACGACCUGCAGAUGCUCACCAACAUUCUUUAUGCCAUGAAGGAGGACAGCGACAAGGUGCCCACGCUGCUGACCGACUACAUUUUAAAAGGCACAGGGGCCAAUAUCCAGAUGCCCGACAGCAGCAUGGAGGUGAUAAAGGGCCAGAUGGUGGUUCUGAGGGCCUCCUACCUCUCCGACUUAAUCGGGGACCUGAACGCAAACAUCAUCGUCUGGAACUUCUUCUCGAAUGGCACACAGCUGGUAAGGAGCACAGGGGCCAAUAUCCAGAUGCCCGACAGCAGCAUGGAGGUGAUAAAGGGCCAGAUGGUGGUUCUGAGGGCCUCCUACCUCUCCGACCUCAUCGGGGACCUGAACGCAAACAUCAUCGUCUGGAACUUCUUCUCGAAUGGCACACAGCUGGGCCGCGUCGGCUUCCUGUCCAAGAUGCCGUCCACGGACGUGUCUCUGUACGUGAACAACACGCGGGAGUCGGACUCGGGCCGCUACGUUUGCCAGGUCAUCUACGCCGACAAGCCGGGGGUGGAAGAAGACCAGCCCCACCCCCGAGGUCUUCUUCUCCCCCAUGGCCAGUGA